Messenger RNA from Notothenia coriiceps (black rockcod), 5854 nucleotides. Its product is annotated as nuclear receptor subfamily 6 group A member 1-A. The annotation marks the transcript as partial. Lineage: Eukaryota; Metazoa; Chordata; Actinopteri; Perciformes; Nototheniidae. The record is from RefSeq and is a predicted model, not a curated record. The transcript is spliced from 5 exons.
GCAUCCAGCCGCUCUGUGGAGAUGAACGGCUACACGGCGGCCCUCAGAGACCAGUACAUCAACAACUCCAUGUCCACACACUACCAGCUUCUGCCCCACCUGUUCAGCUACGCCGCUCAGUCGGGCCUGCUGGCCCCCCAGCCCCGCAGCCUCUACCCCCAGUCCCACCCCCUGGUGCUGCAGCUGGUGGCCGCUGAAGACCUGGCCCCCCUGGCAACCCCCAUGCUCAUAGAAGACGGGUACAAAGUGACCCAGGUGGAGCUGUUCGCGCUGCUGUGCCGCCUGGCAGACGAGCUGCUCUUCCGCCAGAUCUCCUGGAUCAAGAAGCUGCCGUUCUUCUGCGAGCUCUCCAUAGAGGACUACACCUGCCUGCUGAGCUCCACCUGGCAGGAGCUCAUCCUGCUCUCCUGCCUCACCAUCUACAGCGCACAGAUCUUUGGAGACCUGGCCGACGUCACCGCCAAGUACACGCCGUCUGACGACGAGCUGCAGGGAUUCAGCGAGGACGGGAUGGAGGUGAUGGAGAGGUUGAUUUAUCUCUUCCGCAAAUUCCACCAGCUGAAGAUCAGUAAUGAGGAGUAUGCCUGCAUGAAAGCCAUCAACUUCCUCAACCAAGAUAUCCGAGGACUGUCCAACACCUCGCAGCUGGAGCAGCUCAACAAGCGCUACUGGUACGUGUGUCAGGACUACACGGAGUACAAGUACCCGCACCAGCCCAAACGCUUCCCUGAGAUCAUGAUGUGUCUCCCGGAGAUCCGCUGCAUCGCAGGGAAGCUGGUGAACGUCCCCCUGGAGCAGCUCCCCCUCCUGUUCAAAGCAGUCUUGCACUCCUGCAAAUCCAGCCUGAGCAGCUAGAGGAGCGUCCCCCCACCCUGCGGUACCGCCUCCUCCGGAAACUAGACCCCCCCCGACCCUCCGAGGCGAGGGACUGGUCUCCCCUCUUGUGAAUGUGACAAGCAACUAGUUUGUUUUUUGUAACUUUUUUCUUUCUAUAUUUAUUACUCGACAGAGCUGAAUGUAUGCUGAUUUACACUGUGCACAUGCUUCUGUACAAAACAAAUGCUCGUAGAUGCAUUGGUCUUUGGAGUUUACAAGUGUGUAUCCAGUUUGCUCAAUGUGUCAGUGUUGCUAUUGUUAGAGCUAGACUUUAAAAGAGUUUAUUUUAUUCAGACGGAGGCGGAUAAACAUAUGUGACGAGUGUUUGAGAAUAACUCAGGGAAAUGUUGUUGCUAUGUUCAGGUACCUUUUCUUUCUGUUAGAUGAAGAGUUCCCUGGUCAAAAACCAAUUCCCCCAAUCAGAUACGGAGUGUCCACGGGAGCUGCAUAAUCAAAGAUUGAACCAGUGUUUAGCUUCACUGAAAAUGCAAAAGUUGAGCUUCUAUCUGCAUGGACUCAGUCAUCCUGCUCCAUGGGAGGCGGUCGUGUCAGUUUAACAUUCCAUGGGUUAAGGUGACAGUUGGAUCUGCGGUAUCUUUAUUGAAAAAAGGAGCAUACGGGUAUUUUUUACAAUCAUAGACUGGGGAUGUAAGGCUUUAUUGUGGGGAAGGGGAUUGUAGUUAGGUUUGCUGUUUUUAGUUGUAUCUUUUCCCCUUUUUGACCAAAGUGUUAUGCAAUGCUUUUUUCCCCACUGAUGGGUUGGGGGCUAAUAGCUCCACAAAAAAAAAGUCUUAUCAAUGAAGGAUCAGGAUAAGAAAUGAAUCAAUCUGUGUCAGAGGGGAGACCCCUUGCUGGGCAGACGAGUGUUUUGCCGGAUUUCAUUCUAAAUGCUGCUAAACAUGCACAGAUUUUUGUGCACACAUAUAUGCAUAGAGCAGAUGUGAUGAGAUUGUAUUUCCCUCUGAUUCUUUCAGACGGCUUGUUUCCCGUCUGCUCCCUUCAGUGCAAGGAACUUCAUGCAUUGUAGCCUCGACAAACUAUUUAGGGUUCUCUGUUGGGUUAAAGGGGAAGUUUGUGAAAUCUUGGAUUUGACUAAUUAUUCAGAACAAAGCAAAGUUCAGAGAGCCAAUGCUUGGUGUUUUGAACAGGUAGAGAUCUUCAUGGGUCAAGUAAGUCAACCUGACCUACUAGAACCAGAAUGGAAGUGACAACAAACAUUUUGCGUAGAAUGCUAGCUUCUGUUAGCUCAUCCAGCUUCAAACCCAGAUUGAAAACCACUGGUCCGUUCAAAAGUCUCAUUGGGCAGUUUUAGAGGAACUUGGACUGUUUUCGGGUCUUGUCAGGUCCAAUCAAAGUUUUGCACAGACCCAAGACCAGAAUCAGUUAAAGUUGGACCGGAUCCAGAUCCAAGAAGCCCUAGAACGUGUGGAGCUGAGCUUCAGGUCCGAUUGUUUAUUGGCUAAGGUUGGCCAAAAGACCAAUAACCCACAUUUCUUAAUGAAUUGUCGUAUAAAAGUUUGCAGAUGAUCAGUUUAAAGGAUGCAACUUCUGGCAGUGUCUCACUGGGGUCGAGGUUCAGAGUUGAAGUGACUUUCCUCUGGCUUGCAUACCCUCUGUGACAGAUAUGCACAUCGUUUAAGCCAUAUAGGAAAUGGUCUUUUAUUUUUUAAGUAUGAGAUGAUAAUUUCAAGCCGCCUGAGGCAUCUUCUUGACUCCUCGGGUUCUUUGCCAUUUCAUGACGGACGAACAAUUUGAAAUGCAUCUUUGCAUCUCUCUUUUUUUGCACACGACGGUGGGGUUCGGAGACCUUGACCUUUAACCCUGGUCCAUGCCUGCCAUGCCAUGUUCCUCUCUCAGGUCCCUGCAGACCUGAAUCUAAACAGGGUAAAGUUAGUGUUAUGUAUUGCAUUCGGGAGUUCCUCAGUGACCAUGCUGAUGUAAUUGUAGUAGAUGUAGGUUCCAGGACAUUGUAGGUCCUAAGUAGAAAAGUGUUUCCCCCUCCUUCAUUCAGUGGAUGCAGUUUGAAGAUUAGACCUGCAGGGGGAGUUUUCCUCUGGGUGUGGGUGAUGGACAGAGAGGUCCCUCCUGCAGCGCUGCAUCUUCAUCCUGUCAGCCCCUUCUCAUCUUUUGAUUUUUAUACAGUGUCAUGUUCCUUUUUAGUUAUGAUGUUAAAGUUUUGGAUUUUUGUUGUUUUUCACAUAUUCAUUGUCUUUUGUGUGGACAGGGCAGUGAAGACAGCCCUUGUCAUUUUCUAAACUUUGAAAGAAUGCUUAACUUUUUUUGGACAUGAUUUCUAGUAACUCAUUCCUUUGUCCACCGUAUUUUAUGAAAAGGUGAUAUACAGGCGAUGUGAGCCAUGUCUCACAUGGACUUGACAUCUUAUGUAUUUUGAAUCAUUUUACAAUGCAAAAGUGAUGCUUUGGAGCCAUCUGUGGUUCCAAACUUGAAUUAAAUUACACUAAUGUUCUACCACCAUGAUUCUAAGAGCAGCUAAGACGUGGACAAUAUUUUAUCUCACUAUUUAGUCAAAUGUGCAUCAUGCAUCACACAGGCUUCUGAGGUUAAAGGGUCAUUUCACCUAAAUGACACAAAGCAUUCAAUAUGUUUUCAUCUGUAGUUCAGGUUUAGUUUGGCCUGCCAUCUUCUCUACAAAUGGAUGGUGUAUGGAAUUGAGCUUGUUUUGGGCUGGAAGCAGAAACUGACAGGCCAAAACCUCCAAAUCUAACCGCCAGGUUAAACUGCUGGUAAGUGAGAAAGUAUUUGAGUGUCCAUGUCUUUUGUUGAACUGAACCUAAAAACCACAUAAUCUCAGGGAUAUUUUCUUUAUGUAAAGGAAAGUCUGUGCGAUGCGAUGUAUCUUCAAAACAGAACCAGCUCCCCCAGACAUCCUCCUCCACUGUUGGGAAAACGGCUUCAGUUUAGUUUCAAAAGUUGAAAUAAAUAUCAGGUGUUGGUGUCAGACUGAGAGAGCUGUCUCUGCUGCCACUUUGCACGGACUUCAUCAGUCCACCUACUGUGGCUUCACUCUGUAGCAGGGUGGUCAACAACAAAGUCACUUCAUCUCAAAGUAACUGUAGGAAUGCUGAACAUCAGAGUGCUGAGAUCUGACAGUGGAAGAGAAUAUGAAGGGGGGUCUUUCUUUAAUGUAGCAGCAAAUAUCAAACUGCUCAACACAAAUACCUUACUGCCACAGCUGUGACUUCCUACCUGUCAUAUUUUGAAACACGUGCUGAAGAAGUGUUCUUUUUUAUUUUCUGUAUUUUUUUUUGCAGUCAAGGGAUAUGUCAUUUUCAAUUUAUGUACUGAAACUACCUCUUUAUUUGUCAUCAUGUUGCUUACUUUCAAAUAGAUGCGUUUGUUGUCUUAUUUAUUGGUUUCAUUGCACCAAUGUUCUAUUAUUACUGUCGCUUUUUUCCAAACAGUGACCUCUCAGAUGAAUGAAACGCUCUGAUACCUGUUUUCUUAAUCUUUAUUUUUUUUAAAUGUGUAAACAUGUUGCCUCAUAAUCCUCUCUACCUCAGACUCGCCUGCUGUCAGCAGCUUUAUCUCCUCUGACCUCUGGCUGUCUCUCAUCCUCUACCUCUCCUCUCUUUUUUCAUUAAUUUCAUGUCAAAUUAGCGUCAUCUUUAUUUCACUUUAGCCCUGUUAAUCGUAAGUCCAAUACCAAUGAUGAAAGAAUGACAAUGUCAGUGUUCUGAUGAAGCAUGGCAUAAUGCAUUCUUGUUGCAGUAACCAGUGCUUUAUUUUGUGUGUUGACUUUUUCCGAAAACGCCUUGUUACCCUGUGAAUGGCUGUUAUCCCUCUGUGCUCCAUGAUUGUUCAUUGGUAAGAAAAACAUGGAGUGCUAGCUGUUUCAUAUCAGACUCGGUCAAUGCAGCUAGUGCUGGAUCAUCCAUCGCGUUUACACGCCUCGCACGGGACUACAGAUAACCGUCUUAUCUCUGGGGUUGGACAUGGAUGGCUUUUGAACAAAUGCUGCAAGCUUAAAUUACUGAUGUUUAACGUCAUGACACCCAACUAUUGUAAUAAUCUCCCCAACAUUCUGGGUCAUAUUUGCAUUUUUGCAAAGAUAAGAUGCAGGUUGUAAAGGAGCACGUUAAAGGCAUACUUCAACCCUAAAAUGACAGUCUCUGUCAAUGACCCGCCCCCUGUUACCUUGCAUUCAUGAAGAAAGUGUGUCUCACAUGCCUCCACAGUGAAGGAAAAACCCAGUCUUGAUGAAUGAAAGUAAAUAGGGUAAGAGCUGAAUUCAACAACAGCCCAACAAACAAGUACAUUAUGUUAAUCCAUUUAUUCCACUGCUGAGGUCAGGGAGGACCCAUCAUCCAGCUGUCCUAUAACAAGCCAGUUCGGCAAAGCCACAUGUCCAGCCCCCCCACGUCAGCACUGUCAGAAACCUGAGAAGAGGAGCUCUGCAGCACUCGGUUACAGAAAGAUCUUGUCAUUGUUUAAUGUUUCGAUACGAAGUCAUGACAUUAAUAAUGUUCAACAACAAGCAUUUAGUUGCUGCAUACUAUCAGAGCUCUUACUAUGACCAUGCGCUCCAAAGCUCCUCUGUUCAGACCCUGCUGUCAGGUCUGAGCCCCCUGCCCCGCUUGGGUCCAGCGGGACAGCAGCACACGAGGAGAGAGCCUGGGAGAAGUCAAGAACAAUCGUGACAUAUCUCAGGGAAGAAAGAGAUUUACGAACCGUCAUCACCUGUGAACAGACAUUGAAAUGCUUUUCUCUUCAGAAAUCUCUUGUCUGCUAUUGUUACUUUAACUACCUGUGAAGAAUGUGAUCCAUUACGUGUUAAAAGCAUGAUUAGAAUGUGUUAGAACUUGAAACCAAAUAAAUGUGAACGUUAUGCAAAUGUACUCGGACUGUCCUCCAUUUUUCUGUCCAUCUUUGACUUUGAUACGAAGAGAGAAGCAGAUGAUGAACUGGUGCGAAGCAUGUUUAUCGGUUCCUUACAGACAGUGCUUAAGAGCUUCACGUU